UCCAAUGGUUCGGCGUCAAACCGGCGUGGGCGAAAAAUCGGCGCUCCGGUGGUGACGCCGACCAUUGGAGAUGCUCUUACUAUUGUACCUCGAUGCAACUCAACUAGGGUGGCAAGAAAUGUGUAACUUCCUCUUAGCCAUUGCCUUUUGUGGACUAGUUUGCUUCUCAGCCGGAGAAGAUGCACUUCCGGCCAACGGGACCUUAUCGGACGGGCAGACUUUGAUCUCACGGAACCACGAUUUCGAGCUCGGCUUCUUCACCCCCGGCUCGUCCAAGAACAGGUUCGUGGGGAUUUGGUACAAGAGGAAACCGGAAGUUGUCGUUUGGGUUGCAAACUGGAACAAUCCAAUCAUAUAUUCACAAGGUGUGGUGUUACGAAUAGCAAGGUAUGGUGCAUUAGUCAUAUGCAGAGAUGGAAGCAUACUUUGGUCAUCCAAUUCGUCGAGAGUGGCUCCGUCAAAUCUGAUCUUACAGCUCCUGGACACCGGAAACCUCGUUCUUGCAGUAGACACAACGGAGGAUAACUACAUAUGGCAGAGUUUUGAUCACCCGAGGGACACAAGGUUGCCGGGGAUGUUCAUGGUGCACAGCCCUGCGGAGGAGGAUAAGUAUUUGACUUCGUGGACGAGCUCCGACGAUCCUUCCCCGGGAGAUUUCACCUACAGGAUAGAAAACAAAGGGUUACCUCAGAUGGUGAUUAGAAGGGGGAAUGUGAAAAUAUACCGGAGUGGCAUGUGGAACGGGGUUUACAUCAACGUCCCGACCUUCUACAACACCAUUUUCAAGGGAAAGAUUUUCACAGACAAGGGCAGAACAAUGUAUAUCGAUCCUUAUAACAGCUCGAUUCUUACAAGGCUCGUGAUAGAUCAAACCGGCUUAAUUCGUCGUUACACAAUGGAUGAGAGGAAAGAUAAAUGGAAUCUAGUCUACACGAUACCAAAAGAUCCUUGCGACGACUACACCAAAUGCGGUCCUAACGGCAUGUGCAUAAUAGAGGGUGUGCCAAUAUGCAGGUGUUUGGAUGGCUUCAAACCCAAGUUCCAGACAGAAUGGGACUUUCAAGACUGGUCCGACGGAUGCACUAGGAUUAGGGCGUUGAGCUGCAUGAAUGGAGAUGGUUUUCUAGAGCUCAAGGGGGUGAAAUAUCCGGAUAUACUACGGUUUUAUUUAAACACAAGCAUGAGCAUCGGGGAGUGCAGAGAUGUGUGCUUAAGAAAAUGCAACUGCACAGCGUAUGCACAGCCCUACAUAGAUAACGGAGGCAGAGGCUGCUUGAUGUGGUUCGGGGAUCUUAUCGACAUUAGAGUGCUUCCGGGUGCAGAUAAAAAUCAGAAUAUCUACAUUCGCCUGCCGGUUUCUGAACUAGAAUCAAUCCGUAAGUCAGACAACAAGAAGAGGAGGCAUGCAAAGUUAAUAGCAGUAUCAGCUGCUGUGGGAACUCUGAUAUCUAUCUUAAUCUGUGGAGCUACAGUUAUAGUGAGACGACGGAGGAGAAGAGGUAAAAGCAUAACAUUCACACCAGCAUUCUUAAUAGUCAAAGGCACUGAAUUCGUCUUUUAUCAAAAACUGUAGGAAAAAAAAAUGAGGAUUUAGAGUUACCUCUAUUCAGUUUCGCGACAAUAGCUGCUGCAA
Salvia splendens (bonfire salvia) is the source of this 1633-nucleotide messenger RNA. Its product is annotated as G-type lectin S-receptor-like serine/threonine-protein kinase At4g27290. The coding region runs from base 71 to 1573 and encodes 500 amino acids. Lineage: Eukaryota; Viridiplantae; Streptophyta; Magnoliopsida; Lamiales; Lamiaceae. The record is from RefSeq and is a predicted model, not a curated record. Gene Ontology annotation, biological process: recognition of pollen. The transcript has 2 exons.